Molecule: messenger RNA, 1630 nt
Organism: Erigeron canadensis
Lineage: Eukaryota; Viridiplantae; Streptophyta; Magnoliopsida; Asterales; Asteraceae
Product: serine carboxypeptidase-like 51
Exons: 13
Coding region: 75-1412 (445 amino acids)
Biological process (GO): proteolysis
Molecular function (GO): serine-type carboxypeptidase activity
Source: RefSeq, a predicted model, not a curated record
AGAAGGACCCCUUUAAGCUAUUUAUUAUCAACACUUUCUCUUGAUUUAUUUUCAUUUUGAACAUCAAGGUAACCAUGAAGGGUCUAAUUUAUCUUUGUGUUUUAGCUUUUCUCUCUAUUGUUGCUUCAGCCGAGAACACUUCUGGUGGAACUGCCGAUGGAUCGGAAGCAUGGGGGUACAUUGAAGUUCGCCCUGGGGCACAUAUGUUUUGGUGGCUAUACAAGAGCCCUAGUCGAGUCAAAGAUCCGUCCAAACCAUGGCCGACGAUUCUAUGGCUCCAAGGAGGCCCUGGAGGUUCUGGAGUUGGUUUUGGAAAUUUUGGAGAAAUUGGACCACUGGAUGUUAACUUGAAGCCAAGAAACUCAACAUGGCUUCAGAAGGCUGAUCUCUUGUUUGUGGAUGGUCCAGUGGGAACAGGAUAUAGUUACGUUGACGAUAACAGCUUGUUUGUACAAACCGAUGUAGAAGCAGCAACGGACUUGACUACAUUGUUGAAAGAACUCUACAAUGUAAACACCGCCCUUCAAAACAGUCCACUUUACGUUUUUGCAGAGUCGUAUGGAGGAAAAUUUGCAGUAACCCUUGGAGUGUCUGCCCUUCAAGCUAUUGAAAAAGGGGAACUCAAGCUUCAACUUGGAGGUGUUGCUUUGGGUGAUAGUUGGAUUUCCCCUGAAGACUUUGUGCUUUCAUGGGGUCCAUUGCUCAAAGAUGUAUCAAGAAUUGAUGAUGUUGGUUUAAGCAAAUCAAAUAGUUUAGCUCUACAGAUUCAGAAGCAGAUAGCUGAUGGUCAGUAUACAGCCGCAACUGAGUCAUGGGGUGACCUUGAAGGUCUUAUUUCUGUUCACAGCAACAAUGUGGAUUUCUACAACUUCAUGUUGGAUGAGGAUAAUGAUCCCAAUAUUGCAACAACAAACACAUUAAGGCGAUUGGGAAAAAAGAAUUACCGUGUUCUCUUGGAUGCGGAUACAGUUGACCUUGACACAUUAAUGAAUGGCCCGAUCAAACAGAAGCUUAAGAUUAUUCCAGCGAAUGUAACAUGGGGAGGACAAUCUGGCUAUGUAUUUUCAAGCAUGGUAAACGAUUUCAUGAGGCCAAGAAUUGCAGAGGUUGAUGAGCUUUUGUCAAAGGGAGUAAACGUGACAGUAUACAACGGUCAGAUUGAUCUGAUAUGUGCAACCAAGGGAACAGAAGCAUGGAUAAAUAAACUCAAGUGGGAUGGUUUAUCUGCAUACUUAAACUUAGACCGCACACCACUAUACUGCCGUGAAGAUGGUGUUGGCACGAAAGCAUUUUUAAGGUCGUAUAAGAACUUUGCCUUUUAUUGGAUUCUUGGUGCUGGCCAUUUCGUUCCGGUGGAUCAGCCUUGUGUUUCUCUAAAGAUGGUGGGAAGUGUAGUGAACUCACCAGCAUAACCAAAUUAAUCUACUUUUAAUGAAAAUUUAGUUUAAUAUCAUCAUAUUCGUAUUUUUUUGGUCACAGUUUGUUCGAUUAGAUAAGCAACAACUAUGUCAAUCUUUUUCUUUGAGCAGCCAUUGAUUGUCUGAUACAUUUCCGAAUCCAUCUGAGAAACUACAAAUGAUAAAAAUACUAUCUACUUAUAAUUGUUUGACUAAGGUUUCUGUUGAUUUCA